Brachypodium distachyon (stiff brome) is the source of this 735-nucleotide messenger RNA. RefSeq names its product BTB/POZ and MATH domain-containing protein 2. The coding region runs from base 1 to 702 and encodes 233 amino acids. NCBI's taxonomy places the organism in Eukaryota, Viridiplantae, Streptophyta, Magnoliopsida, Poales, Poaceae. The record is from RefSeq and is a predicted model, not a curated record. Gene Ontology annotation, molecular function: protein binding. Gene Ontology annotation, biological process: protein ubiquitination. The transcript has a single exon.
AUGGAAGAACCGCAGAAGCCGCCGAUAGCGAGGACGACGGCGUCGACGUGCGCCGCCGAGACGGCGCGGGGCACGCACGCGUUCAAGAUCGCGGGCUACAAGCUGCACAAGGGCCUCGGCGUCGGCAAUUUCAUCCGGUCCGCCUCCUUCGCCGUGGGCGGCUACCGCUGGUGCGUCCGCUACUACCCCGACGGAAGCCACCGCCGAGAUCAGGGCUACGUGUCGAUCGGCGUGGAGCUCCAGAGCCCGCGCUCCGAGGUGAGGGCGCUCUAUGACCUGUGGCUGACGAAUCCGGCCACGGGGGCGUCGUCGCCGGUCUUCUCCCGGCCAUCGUCUUUCCCGGCGUUCAGCACCUUCAAGCCCGACCAGAACUUCAGGGGGAGUAACCAGUUCAUGAAGAGGGAAUUGCUGGAAGCGUCUCCUUACCUGCAGGACGACUGCCUUGUGAUCCACUGCGAUCUGACUGUCCUCAAGGGGAUACGGGUAGAGGAGGAGGAGACCACCAUGGGCAUGGGCAUGGCCUCCGAGAUCCAGGUGCCGCCGUCGGACUCGCCGGACAGUUUUGGCAAAUUGGUGGAGGAGAAGAAGCGAGCGGAUGUGGUGGCUUUUAUGCGGUUGCGCGCAAGAUUCUUCUCGGACCUGAGGAUCAAGAACGCUGCACGCACACGAGGUGGACGGGAACGAGAGAGUGAAGACAGGUAGACUUUUGCGUGCAAGCUUGCAGCUUUUCGUUUU